Molecule: messenger RNA, 1425 nt
Organism: Trypanosoma rangeli
Lineage: Eukaryota; Euglenozoa; Kinetoplastea; Trypanosomatida; Trypanosomatidae
Exons: 1
Coding region: 1-1425 (474 amino acids)
Molecular function (GO): protein binding
Source: RefSeq, a predicted model, not a curated record
AUGUGGUCAAUACGAAAUGCAUUUCCACUGACAGCUUUUCGUGAGGCUGGAUGCGCUCCGCUUGCCUCGACACCGUCAGAUGACCUCCGAUCUUCAACUGAAAAGGUAGAGGAGUCGAAGAUUAACUUUAUCACGUCACUUGCAUACACGCUUAUUCCAGAGGUAGCGAGAGAAGAGGCUGAGGCGAUUUUUUCAUGGGCUCUGAGGGAUGCAAGUGGCGGUGACAGAAAUGAACGCCUUUCGGAGGCACUUAACCAGAUCGAGUACUUCUUUGCGGGGACCAACAAUGGCCAGUUGUGUAUGUUUCCUCUUUUUCCACCCGCCAUGCGUCCGUUCUUGACGACUCCAGCUGGAGGAGCAAUCGAGUCUGUUCCAUGGAACGCUGGACCCCGACGCAUUUUGCAUCGACAUCGACACGAGGAAUCGGUGAUGUCAAUUACAAACUUGGGCACCUUAGUGGCUUCCUCAGGCUCGGAUGCUUACGUGCAUGUGAGUAUCUUUCAUCCAGUGCCACGACACGUUGUUUCUAUCCCGCAUCCGAUGGCGGUGCAUUACCUGUUAAUGUGGGAAGGCGCUUUGUUUCUGGAGAGGGAGACAAACCUACAGCGGAGAUCGGCAAUAGCCAUGGUGGAAAGUUCAAUUGUAUACAUUUUUACUGGCGAUGAAAGUGGUUUGGUUCGUCUGUGGCGAGUGAACAUUGAGGAUUGCACUUACUUUCUUGCGACCGUAUUUGUUAUUUCUGCCCACGCUGGGGGCAUUGGCUUUGCCUCACCGCUGCAUUAUCUCGCCUGCGAGGAUGGAGACCGUACGAGGGUCCCAACAAAGCAAUCGAAAGUAAUUUACUCUCUCGCCAUUGAUGGUGAUCGACGUCUUUUAGCUGGGGUGGAGGGGGGAGUCGUCGUGUGGUCACUUGCAGCAUUGCCAUGGAAGCAGCGGGAGGAGGACCAUAUCUUGUGCUGGGACAUUGAGCGACUGCAAAUGAACACCAUUGCGCCGUCGACGCUUCAGUUUAGAGCGAGGAGAUUGGCAAACGUGAGUGUGUGGGUUAAGGGAGCCGCUUUUUUGCAAAAAAACAUCUGCAGCGAGAAGGGGGAGGGACAUGAGCCGAACGGCAAUAAUGCUCACGUGAAGGGGAUCCAGAAAUCAAAGUGGAAACCUAAGUAUGGUACACAUGUUGCAAACGGUUUUGAUGUGGGCGUGGUGAGCAACUUGUUAACAUUGCCUCCUUUGCAGGAAAACAAUGAGAGUCCGAGACAUCACUUCUGCAGACUACGUAUGCACCUUUGCAUUUUUCGUCGCUCAAAAAUACAGUUUAUUUCCCUCUCUAUGCAGUGGAACCCGUGUUCACCCCACUGCAUAUUCUAUCCACAACAGGCAGUACGUGUUUUGCGCUUCUUGUUUUACAACAUGAGAGGCGCGUUGUAA